AUGGAGGACGAAGGCAUAUACAGAUGUGCUAUCAUUGAUCUGACCCCAAAAGAAGCCAAGUUAACGGUCAUAGUUCCCCACGCCCCUCAGUUGAGAGGUUUAGAUGUUCCCAGUAAGGUUGGCCAGCAGCUUGUGUUACGAUGUGUAUCCUCUGGAGGGAACCCGCUACCAGAGCUGACCUGGUACAACGGCACUCGGGCUUUUACUGGGCAGCAAGUCAGGCGGCAGGAGAGCCGAGGUCAAGUUGAAGCUGAGCUCAAUAUUCCACAGCUGACCAAGUGGGACAACGGCAUGAACUUGACCUGCAGAGCCAGCCAGCCAUUCCCGGAGAUCACUUCUGUUCAAGAGUCGUGGAGUGUUCUGAACGUUCACUACGCUCCAGCCGUAUCAGUCCCUGUUCCAUCCGUGACCGCUGUGGAGGGAGAGCCGGCAACCCUAACCUGCCUGGUGGACAGCAGUCCUGCUGCCAGCAUCAGCUGGGGCAAACUUGGACAUCAGAUGCCUCUUAUACAAGACGUCAGGAGGCAGACGCUCCGAAUCACCAAUACAUCCCGCCAUGAUGCCGGGAUUUAUCAGUGUUCGGCGGAGAAUGGAAUCUUACCCAUCGGUGUGGGUACCGUCACUUUGGAUGUUCUUUACCGCCCGUUAAUCGAUCCCUCCAUGGAGAAGAAGGUUACCGUCCAGCAAGGCAACGAUGGCUUCUCUUUGAAAUGUCUGGCGGACGGCAAUCCGGAACCGCGGGUACGGUGGCGGCGGAAGGAUACAAACUUGUACUGGGAAAACCCGCUCCGGUUCCACCGGGUGAGCUAUGACGUGGAGGGGACGUAUCAGUGCGUCGCCACAAGCGACGGAUUCCCUCUGGAGGCUAGAGACACCUUCAUCGAUGUAGUGGGAAAACCCAUACUGCAAAGGAAGACAGGCUCAUCACCAAUAUCUGCCGCGGUGGGAGAAGCAGUUCGAAUGAGCUGCACGGUUGCUGCUGACCCAUUGCCGUCUAAAAUCAGCUGGAUCUGGAGAGAUGACGAUGGAGCAGAGAAGGAACUAUCAGCGGGUGUGAGCAGUAACAUAGUUAUCAAUGAGGAGGGCCAGGGAAUGACGUCAGCACUGACCAUACCUGACGUCACUGUGAAGAACAGCGGGAACUACAUCUGCACGGCGUCGAACGUCUUCGGAUCUGUCAGACGGAAUAUUCGUCUUGACAUCACAGGGUCCUUACCUAAGAUGAUCAUUAUAGCGUCUGUCUCUGCUGGUGCCAUAUUACUGGUCACAACUGCAGUUGUUCUGGUGAUCUAUGCAAAGAAAAGGGGCUGGAUCUGCAAGUCUCACAUAGAUGAACCUUUCCGAGUCCCAGUGUCCCGCCCGAUGCCGCCCGUGCCGAAGUACGUGUACCAGACCGGCACCAUUGACUCCGGUGUGGAGGACCUACAGGAGCUACAGGAGAUGUACGGGACUCUCAAACCGCGCCCUCCGCCACGGGGGGACACGGACUGGACAUCGGCACGACUCCCGAAUGCAGGACCAUUAGUCCACUCGACAUCCCUCCCUCCGUACCCCACAGAAGAAUGGUCCCGUCGUUACGACCCUGCCCACUGGAAUGUUGCACCAAUCACAGUUCAGGUUGUUGGUGACGCGCAGAGAGGAGAAUUUCAUUUACAGAUUCAAGACGCUCGCUUGGAGGACGCGGGACCUUACAUGUGUAACAUCUUUGGCCUGUCUCCUAAAGAAGUAAAGUUGACUGUUGUGGUGCCAGUGCCCCAGCCGCCCACCCUGAGCGGUGCAGAAGUGCCCGGCACGGCGGGGCAGCAGCUGGAGCUCAGCUGUACGUCUUCAGGAGGAAACCCGCCUCCUCAGCUCACCUGGUACAACGGCACGGAGGCGGUUACGGAGCGGUACGUGAGACGGCAACAACGGGGAGAUCAAAUUGAAGCUAACCUGAUCCUCCGGCGUCCGACCAGAUGGGAUAACGGCAUGAACCUGACCUGCAGAGCCAGCCAGCCGUUUCCGGAGAUAACUUCUGCUAAGGAAUCGUGGGCUGUCAUACAGGUGAAUUAUCCGCCAAGUAUAUCUGUUCCAACCACGUCGGUUCGAGUCAAAGAGGGGGAUCCUGCAGUUUUAUCCUGCCUGGUUGACAGCAAUCCUUCUGCGAGCAUCACCUGGACAAUACAGGGUCGUCCUGUUCCGGAUGGGGACAACGGGAAGGGCACUUUCCGGCUCCCCAGUACGUCUCGGCAAGACGCAGGGAUUUAUCAGUGUACAGCAGACAACGGAGUGCUUCCCAUGGCUGUGGGGACUGUGUCGCUAGACGUGCUGUACCCGCCAAGGGUUGAUCCUUCCAUGGAGAAUAAGAUCACCGUUCAGCAAGGGGAUGAUGACUUCUCCUUGGACUGUUUGGCGGAGGGAAAUCCGACACCGAGAGUGAAGUGGUGGCGGAAGGAUACAAACUUGUACUGGGAAAACCCGCUCCGGUUCCACCGGGUGAGCUAUGACGUGGAGGGGACGUACCAGUGCGUCGCUAUUAGCAACGGAUUUGCACAAAGCACCAAGGAUGUACACAUCGAUGUCAUAGGAAAGCCAUAUCUUGAUGGACACGGAAACUCGGCGAUGCUGUCUGCAGCAGCUGGAGAAACAGUCCGACUUGAUUGUGCGGUUUCUGCCGACCCUUUACCGUCUAAUGUCGCAUGGAUAUGGAGAAACAAGUACGGGAUGGAGACAGAACUAGACAGCACCACUUCUCACAUCGUGACGACUAGGAGAAACCAGAAGAUGACGUCAACACUGAGUAUCCCGGAUGUUGGCGUGAAGGAUGGUGGAGAUUAUGUCUGUAAGACAACGAACAUGUUUGGGUCGGUCAUGCGGAAUAUUCACGUGGAGAUCGAAGAGUUUAUCCCCAACGUUAUCGUCAUCACUUCUAUCGCUGCCGGGGCGAUACUACUGGUGACACUGGCGGCGCUUCUGGUGUUCAUCGCUAAGAGAAAGGGCUGGAUAUGCACGUCUCAUAUAGACGACCCCCUUGAGCUGCCAGCGUCCCGCCCGAUGCCGCCCGUGCCGAAGUACGUGUACCAGACCGGCACCAUUGACUCCGGUGUGGAGGACCUACAGGAGCUACAGGAGAUGUACGGGACUCUCAAACCGCGCCCUCCGCCUCGGGGGGACAAGAAAUGGGAGUCCGUGGGACUGUCCUACUCGGCAAACGGUGCCAGCUAUGAGGCAGUUCCAAUGCCAACCGCUGUUCUACUAGGCGCCACCGCAACACUUCGGUGCAGUUUCCGUGACCUGUCGCCAGAGGACAUGGUUACCUGGUCGGGGCCACCUGUUCCCACCCCACCCCUACUGAGAGGUUUGGAGGUUCCCAGUAAGGUUGGCCAGCAGCUUGUGUUACGGUGUGUCUCUUCUGGAGGGAACCCGCUACCAGAGAUGACCUGGUACAACGGCACUCGGGCUUUCACUGGGCAGCAAGUCAGGCGGCAGGAGAGCCAAGGUCAAGUUGAAGCUGAGCUCAUUAUUCCACAGCUGACCAAGUGGGACAACGGAAUGAACUUGACCUGCAGGGCCAGUCAGCCAUUCCCGGAAAUCACGCCUGUACAAGAGUCAUGGAGUGUUCUACGGGUUCAUUACGCUCCAGCCGUAUCAGUCCCUGUUCCAUCCAUGACUGCUGUGGAGGGAGAGCCGGCAACCCUAAGCUGCCUGGUGGACGGCAGUCCUGCGGCCAGCAUCAGCUGGGUCAAACUGGGCCAUCAGAUGCCACUUCUGCAAGACGUCAGGAAGCAGACGCUCCGCAUCACCAAUACAACCCGCCAUGAUGCCGGGAUUUAUCAGUGUUCGGCGGAGAAUGGAAUCUUACCCAUCGGUGUGGGGACCGUCACAUUGGAAGUUCUUUACCCUCCGUUGAUUGACCAAUCUAUGGAAAAGAAGGUUACCGUUCAGCAAGGCAACGAUGGCUUCUCUUUGAAAUGUCUGGCGGACGGCAAUCCGGAACCGCGGGUACGGUGGCGGCGGAAGGAUACAAACUUGUACUGGGAAAACCCGCUCCGGUUCCACCGGGUGAGCUAUGACGUGGAGGGGACGUAUCAGUGUGUCGCCUCAAGCGAUGGAUUCCCUCUGGAGGCCAGAGACACCUUAAUCGAUGUAGUUGGAAAACCCAUACUGCAAAGGAAGAUAGGCACAUCAACAAUAUCUGCCGUGGUGGGAGAACUAGUUCGCAUGAGCUGCACGGUUUCUGCUGACCCAUUGCCGUCUAAAAUCAGCUGGAUAUGGAGAGAUGACAAUGGAGCAGAGAAGGAAUUAUCAGCGGGUGUGAGCAGUAACAUAGUUACCAAUGAGGAGGGUCAGGGAAUGACGUCAGCACUGAACAUACCUGACGUCACUGUGAAGAACAGCGGGAACUACAUCUGCAUGGCGGCCAACGUCUUUGGGUCUGUCAGACGGAAUAUUCGUCUCGACAUUACAGGUUCCUUGCCUAAGAUGAUCAUCAUAACAUCUGUCACUGCUGGUGCCAUAUUAUUGAUCACAACUGCAGUUGUCAUGGUGAUCUAUGCAAAGAGAAGGGGCUGGAUCUGCAAGUCUCACAUAGAUGAGCCUUUCCGAGUCCCAGUCUCCCGCCCGAUGCCGCCCGUGCCGAAGUACGUGUACCAGACCGGCACCAUUGACUCCGGUGUGGAGGACCUACAGGAGCUACAGGAGAUGUACGGGACUCUCAAACCGCGACCUCCGCCAAGGGGGGACACGGAGUGGACAUCGGCUGGACUCCCUAACGCAGGACCACUGGUCCACUCGACGUCCCUGCCUCCGUACCCCACAGAAGAAUGGUCCCGUCGGUACGAUCAUGCUCAUUGGAAUGUUGCACCAAUCACCGUUCAGUCCGUGGUCUCAGCUACGAUGCAGUUCCGCUGCCAACCGCUGUCCUACUGGGCGACACAGCUACACUACACUGUAGCUUCCGCGACCUGUCGCCAGAGGACGUUGUUAGGUGGGAUGGGCCACCAGUUGGUUGGCGACACAUUGCGUGGGCAGUAUCAUCUACAGAUACUAAAUGUCCAACGGCAGGAUGAAGGGGUGUACAGAUGCACUGUUUUGGGUUUGGACCCAACAGAAGCCAAACUGACCGUAGUUGGGAGCAGACUUUCCACAUCCCAAGCGUUUCCCGCCAAGACGCAGGGACUUACAAGUGCUCUGCGGAAAAUGGCCUUCCUCCCAUUGGCACUGGGACCGUCACUUUGGAGGUUAUGUAUUGACCCCUCCAUGGACGAAAGGAUUUCCAUUCUCCAAGGUGAUGAAGACUUUUCCUUGGAGUGUGUCGUGGAUGGAAAUCCGAAACCUCAAGUCAGGUGGCGGCGGAAGGAUACAAAGUUGUACUGGGAAAACCCGCUGCGGUUCCACCGGGUGCGCUACGACGUGGAGGGGACGUAUCAGUGUGUCGCCACAAGCAAUGGGUUCACGCAGAGGGCAAAAGACGUUUUCAUUGACGUAGUAGGAAAGCCGACGCUAGAAGGAGAGGGAGACACCGCCUCUGUGUCCGUGCUGGCUGGAGAAAUCGUUCGGCUAGGCUGCACCAUCCAGGCUGACCCCCUCCCACAUGACGUCACAUGGACGUGGAGAAAUAGUCACGGUCAGGAGGAAAGGUUGACUGCUGGCUCCAGUCGCAUCGUUACAAUGAGAAGAAACCAGCAGAUUGCGUCAUCCCUGACCAUACCGGAUGUAGCUGUGAAGGACGGCGGAAAUUACGUCUGCAGGGCGACUAACAUGUUUGGGUCCGUCAAGAGAAACAUCCAUCUGCAGAUAUCAGACUCUUUCCCUGACAUUAUCGUCAUCACUUCCAUCGCCGCCGGAGCGACCUUACUGCUGACGGUAGCAGCGGUUGUGAUCCUCGUCGCCAAGAGAAAGGGCUGGAUAUGCAAGUCUCACCAAGAUGCGUCCCGCCCGAUGCCUCCCGUGCCGAAGUACGUGUACCAGACCGGCACCAUUGACUCCGGUGUGGAGGACCUACAGGAGCUACAGGAGAUGUACGGGACUCUCAAACCGCGCCCUCCCCCACGGGGGGAGAACAAAUGGGAGUUGGUUGGACUGUCCUACACAGGGUUAGUUCAUUCCACGUCCCUUCCGCCGUAUUCAGCGGUGGAGCAACGUAAUCAACCUGGCGAUGCUAUCCUGGGCAUCACAUCCAACAGCAGCAUUGAGCGGGUUGCCCCCUUGGGUUCCCCGGUAUCCAAUGACAUGGGUUGAUGGACAGCCUUCCCGGACGAUACAGCUGUGGCUGUCUGGUUUCCAAUGACGACGCUUGAGUGACAUCGCCCGUGAACGUCGCAGCUGUGGGGGCAGGCCGGCGCUGCAUAUUGACCUGUUGAUGACCUCUAUAAUCUUACUUCGAUUUUUGUUCUAUGUGUACAUGUCAGGUCUAGUAAGCGGGACAUAGCGCUGCAGUAAGGUCGUACUGUUGGAGACUCUCGCAAGAUUCACCUUCAUGUGUUUAGCUUUGAACUUCCGAUUUAAUCUGAUGUGUCUUAAAUAGCAUCAGUGAUAAUGGCAAUGUGUACAUGCCAGGUCCAGCAGGCGGGACAUAGAACUGCAGUAAGGUCGGACUGGUGGAGACUCUCGCAAGAUUCACCAUCAUAACUGCUUCUUUGUACAGCUUUGAACUUCCGAUGUAAUUCAAUGUGUUUUAAAUAGCAGCAAUAAUGUGAAUGGUUUCAGAUGUGUUGGUAAGCUUCUUUAAUAAAUAGUGAAGGGAAGAACUACUUGGUGGCACUGCUCGUCAGCUGUGUGUACCAACUAAACCUAUAAUCAUUGAUAUUUCUUUAUAUAUAAAUAGAAAAAAAAGUGAAAUGGAAUAGGUAACGCAUGUAGAUCCAUCCACAUGUAUGAUUGUUCUAGUUGUCUAGGUUUCCACUGACCAUGCCACUGCAUAAAGGCACAGCACUUCAUAAUGCACGGUCUUCCUGUUGUAGCGUAAGUCAAUUGAAAACGUUCGAUACCAAUAUCUCAGGCCUUCCAUCAUUAUAAACGAGUACGGUCUGUAGAUUAUACGUUAAAAGGGAUACAUCAUGUUGAAUAAACCGCACAAAUGCGUUAUUGACUGCGUGCAAAAUAUAGGAUUGACGAAACGU
Molecule: messenger RNA, 7100 nt
Organism: Branchiostoma floridae (Florida lancelet)
Lineage: Eukaryota; Metazoa; Chordata; Leptocardii; Amphioxiformes; Branchiostomatidae
Product: hemicentin-2-like
Exons: 35
Coding region: 1-6219 (2072 amino acids)
Biological process (GO): cell-cell adhesion
Cellular component (GO): cell-cell junction
Molecular function (GO): cell adhesion molecule binding
Source: RefSeq, a predicted model, not a curated record